Messenger RNA from Aspergillus oryzae RIB40, 1071 nucleotides. Its product is annotated as glycosyltransferase family 32 protein. Gene Ontology annotation, molecular function: alpha-1,6-mannosyltransferase activity. The record is from RefSeq and is a predicted model, not a curated record. The transcript has a single exon. Gene Ontology annotation, cellular component: mannan polymerase complex. NCBI's taxonomy places the organism in Eukaryota, Fungi, Ascomycota, Eurotiomycetes, Eurotiales, Aspergillaceae. Gene Ontology annotation, biological process: protein N-linked glycosylation. The coding region runs from base 1 to 1071 and encodes 356 amino acids.
AUGCUCACCUACCGAAAGUCGCUCAUUGCGGCCCUCUUCCUGAUCACCUUCGUCGUCCUCCUAAGGUCUUCCCAUUCGGCUUCCUCCCCCUCGCCCCCUGCGCCGGCACACCUCCCCGAUGAGGUCGCCUACAACACUAAUGAAGUAACGGAAGAGCACUUGUCAGGACAGAAAAAAGAGGCGAUACCACAGCAACAGCCACUCAAACCCUCCCCGAGCGCACCCUUGCGCGAACGGUUACGCUACCAUUUCCCCUACGAUCUUGAUAAGAAAUUCCCCGCAUACAUCUGGCAGACAUGGAAAUAUACCCCCGACUCAGUGUGGUUCGGCCAAGAGCUGCGCGGUGCGGAGGCAAGUUGGACUGAGCUCCACCCCGGCUUCGUCCACCAGGUGGUUCCAGACGACACCCAGGGUUACCUCAUCAAAUACCUAUACAGCUCUCUUCCCGACGUGUUUGAAGCCUACGAGUCGUUGCCGUUGCCCGUCCUGAAAGCCGACUUCUUCAGAUACUUGAUCCUGCUGGCCCGUGGCGGAAUCUAUAGCGACAUCGACACCAGCGCUCUGAAGCCGGCUGCCGAUUGGUUGCCCUCGACCUACGACCUGUCCACCAUUGGAUUCGUGGUCGGCAUCGAGGCGGAUCCUGACCGUCCGGACUGGCAUGAAUGGUAUUCCCGGAGACUCCAAUUCUGUCAAUGGACCAUUCAGUCCAAACCGGGACAUCCCAUCCUUCGCGACAUCGUGGCCUACAUCACGGAGGAAACACUACGGAUGAAGAAGGCUGGAAUCUUAAAGGUCGGCAAGAUGGAUAAGACAAUCGUGGAGUUCACCGGACCGGGCGCAUGGACAGACGCUAUCUUCAGAUAUUUCAACGACCCAGACUACUUCAACAUCGAACCCGAUUCAAACCACAACAUUACCUAUGAGGAUUUCUCGAACCAAAAAGAUUGGAGAAAGGUCGGCGACGUGGUAGUUCUACCCAUUACGAGCUUCAGCCCUGGCGUUAUGCAAAUGGGCGCAGGCGACUACGAUGAUCCAAUGGCCUUCGUCAAGCACGACUUCGAAGGUACCUAA